AAAAGAUCUCAGAAGAAUAAAAACAAGGCUGUCAGGAUGACGGUAUCGCGUAGCCAUUUCAGAGAUUGCUUACGUCGCCUUCAAUCCGCUCACCUGACGGCCGUGGGUUGCGGUUCCACCAUUACUGAACACCAUUUUCGACGGCAAUCCUCAACGUACAUUUAUAACGCAAGGGCAAUGGAAAACCAGGAGCAAGAGACUAUCCAGCUAAUUAUAGACACGGAUGUUGGUAUAGAUGAUGCUACCGCCAUCUUGGUUGCUCUGCAGCAUCCAAAAGCUGUUGUAAAGGCUUUCACAAUAGUUGACGGCAAUGUCGACAUGCGGCAGGCAGUAGAAAACUGUAAAACACUCCUCUCAGUAGCCCAUCGAAAGGAUAUUCCUAUUUACCCUGGAGCAGACGGUCCCCUCGUUCGUGGUAUUGUCAAAAAAGAGCUGUGGCCUGGUCACGGCACCGACGGGUUGGGAGGCAUCACGACUCAUGAGGAUUUGACAUUGCCUGGCGCACACGAUAUAAAGGAACAGAAGGAACACGCCGCGCUUGCGUUGAUUCGAAUGGUCAACGAGAACCCUGGUGUUUAUUCGAUUGUGGCCAUUGGACCAUUAACCAACAUAGCUAUCGCCAUCACGAUAGAUCCGACUUUUUUAACAAAAGUCAAGUCUGUUUACAUAAUGGGCGGAUGCUUGUUCGCAAAGGGUAAUGCCAAUCGAGCGGCCGAGUUCAACAUUCAUUGUGAUCCCGAGGCGGCCCACAUCGUUUUCCAUUCAUCAUCACAACUCUCCACCCCAUCCAACCCUCCCAAACUCACCCUGAUCACUUGGGAGCUAACGGUUGAACAUGGCUUCCCAUGGUCAUUCUUUGACUACUUGACUCAGACUGCGCCAGUCAAUGAAUACGGAAAAUUCUUGCGAACGGUCACAGGCUGUGCCGAGUCGCUUUCAAGAGCACAACACGAACUUCUUGCUGGUGGUCCUGGCCCCACCGUUCCGACCGCCGUACUAGUCAGCAAAGAGCAAUUGGGUGUCUCUACGGAUGCGGUUACGGGACAAAAGACAAGAAUUAGAACACAGCACGAGGAUUAUUUGUACGGCGCCAACUCGUUCUUGAUGCCGGACUUAUACGCACUGGUUGCACUUCUCGAUCCCUCGAGUGUUACCAGUUACAAAGAUUGGGACGUUCAAGUAGAGCUUCACGGACACCAUACAAGAGGAAUGACGCAUAUGGAUUGGUGGGGUGCUUCACCGGUGCCGGGGCCCAACGUGCGGGUUGUGCUCGCAAUGGAUAGGGAAAAGGUGAAAAUGAUGUUGGAAAAGUCAUUCAAGACUGGUUUCUAGACAAUCAUGUGGACGCCUAGAAUGCAUGUAAUGGUUGUCAGAACGGCCGAAUCUGGCGAUGUAAGUACAUCUGGGACUGUUGAACUGAUUUGCCAGAUAACGAUGUGCUUUAUGGACUCUAUUUAAUAAACUAGAGAGAGAUGCAUUAAAGCUGCAAA
This is a messenger RNA of Spizellomyces punctatus DAOM BR117, 1490 nucleotides long. RefSeq lists its product as uncharacterized. The record is from RefSeq and is a predicted model, not a curated record. The coding region runs from base 37 to 1332 and encodes 431 amino acids. Gene Ontology annotation, molecular function: hydrolase activity, hydrolyzing N-glycosyl compounds. Lineage: Eukaryota; Fungi; Chytridiomycota; Chytridiomycetes; Spizellomycetales; Spizellomycetaceae. The transcript is spliced from 7 exons.